Molecule: messenger RNA, 786 nt
Organism: Symbiodinium natans
Lineage: Eukaryota; Dinophyceae; Suessiales; Symbiodiniaceae
Source: the annotation of a GenBank genome assembly
AUGCUGUGCCCAGUCCCAUGCAUGAUCCACGCUGUGGACUACGAGCCCAAUGUCGGCUUCGGAGACCCUGGCUCUCAGUGGUGGAAUCGCCUGACGUACUACAUCGCCAACAGGGUGUACAGCAAGUGUAUCCUGGGCCUGCCGAAGGAGGAGUUUCAGCUGCACGAUGUGGACUACGCGCGCAUCAACGCCUUCAUGCUUGAAGAGAUGCCCGUGGAGUACGCGAUAAGCGCGCGGCUCUUCCCGAGGCCAUCCUCCUGGCCGGCUCACGCGACGAUCACGGAGUUCCGCGAGCGCGACAAGGCGAAGCACUGGACGGCGCCCCCAGAUCUGCUGCAGUUCCUGUCCGACUACCCAGACCCGCUCUACGUGGGUUUCGGGAGCAUGGUAAAUGAGAAGCCUGACGAAGUUGGCCAGAUAAUCCUGGAUGUUUCUUGUGAGAUGAACCUUCCUGUGCUGCUGAACGCCGGCUGGGGAGGCAUUCGGGUCUCGGAUGGACAGCUUCCUUCACAUGCUUUUAUUGUCAACGACAUCCCAUAUGACUGGCUUUUCUCUCGCGUCCGUGCGGUGGUGCACCAUGGCGGCUCUGGAACUACCCAUAGCGCGUUGCGGUUCGGCAAACCGCAGCUGCUUAUUCCUCACAUCUCCGACCAGUUUCUGUGGAUGCGGCUGGUGAACGCAGCAGGGUUCGGGCCUAUGGGCUUUCCCAUCAAAGCUUUCACCAAAGAUGCCUUCAGAACCAAGCUCACGGAGCUGCUGAGUGGAGAGUAUAGGAAGCCUGGGUGA